AAAAGGUGUGGCCAAUGUUGAUCAGGUUACUAUCGCUUUGUACCAAAACACAAAUAGAAGCAGCAAUAUUAACAUUAGUCUUAAUUAAAGGCAUGUAACAUUUAAUCACGGUGCAGUUUUCACCAAUUCCUACCAGCGGCGAUUUAAAAGAAGAUAGACUAAACAAUUAAAGAACAUUAGAAUGGCAAUAGCUGCGUCGACUGGGAAUGGGAAUACAGCUUGGAUGAGUAAGUUACCAGAACCGAUAAGCAACUUACCGUUAUACUACUUGGCGAUUCCAGGAUCCCACAAUUCAUUUUCGGCCGAUUUAGACCGAACACAGGAUGUGUCUAUAGACGAACCAGGUGCCAUCAAAUUUCUAGGCAAAAUAGGUGGCAAAGGUAUAAUAUAUAACUGGGGCAAAUGCCAGACUUUGUCUAUUAAAGAACAGCUUGAAGCCGGUAUUCGAUAUCUGGAUCUGAGAAUUUGCCGCAAUCCUAAGUCAAAACAGUUGACUUUUCUUCAUGGUUUGUAUGGUCGACCAGUAAAGGAGCUGAUAGCAAACGUACAAAGCUUCCUGGAGGUUUAUUCCAAGGAAGUAAUUCUGAUAGACGUCAACCAUCUAUACGGCUGUUCGGCGGAUGACGUACUUCGUGUGUUUGUUUCUAAGAUGGACGAAAAACUCUUGAGCAAAGAUCGUUUGGCAGAUUCAUCCCAACCGCCAUCUUUGAGCAACAUUUGGAACAGUAAAUAUGGGACUCCCAGGGUGAUAUUAUUCCUCCACAAUCAUGCUUGUGGAUUCGACAACCUACGAAUAUACUCGCCAUGGCAUAACACAGAUAAACAUGAAACGUUGUUCCAAAAGCUCGACUCCCAGAAAAAUAAUAAUAAUUGUUUCAACGUUUCACAAGGUGUAUUAACACCGCAGACGAAAACCAUCUUAACAAACCAUUCCCUGAAAACGUUUGUGGACAACACUGGAAUAAAUUCUCGGUUUAUGGAAUGGCUAAAGAAAAAGAAGAGCGGUCAUGAGAGUGGAAUUAACAUAUGUAUAUGUGAUUUUAUUGAGUGUAAUUCUUAUAUUGAUACAGUUAUAGGAAUGAAUACCGAAUCUUGAAUACGAGUCCUUAUUUGGUAAAAAAACAUAAGGCGACAACCCGACAUCACAACAUUUCAACCCGACAUCACGAUAUUUUAACCCGACUUUUCACCCGACACCACGACAUUAAAAUGUCGUAAUGUCGCGUAAAAAUGUCGUAUUGUCGGGUUAAAAUGUCCUGAUGUCGGAUUAUCGUAAUGUCGUGUUGUCGUGUGUCGGGUUAUCUGCCAUUUUCCUCUCUAUACUAUGAUUAUGUACACUGAUCCUGGUCUUGGUCAAAAACGUUCCCUGGCAUUUUGCAGCGCGGCUACUCCAUGUCGGUAGUGCAGAACAAAGGGCCUGGCAAAGAACUGUGUCUAGUAUUGUAGAUGGGACAAAAAAGCAAGCUACUCUGUACACGCUAUGCAAAGUGAUAUUACGGAAAUUUUCAAUGGACCGUGACAUUUCCUCAUCGAAUUUCAACUGAGAAGGAUUCUUUUAUGUAUACGCCAAUGUGUACACAGUAACUUGUUUGGGUUUUUUCCCAUCUACAAUACCAGGGAACUUUCUUGACCAACACCCCACACCAGGAUCAGUGUACAUAAUCAUAGUAUUGAGAGGAAAAUGGCCGAUAACCCGACGCCACGACAUUACGACAACUCGACACCAUGACUUCACGACGAUUUAACCCGACAAUACGACAUUUUUACGCGACAUUACGACAUUUUUAAUGUCGUGGUGUCGGAUGAAGAUGUCGUGUUGUCGGGUGAAAAUGUCGUAUUGUGGGGUGAAAAUGUCGUUAUGUCGGGUUGUCGUGGUGUCGGGUUAAAAUGUCGUGAUGUCGGGUUGUCGCCUUAUGAAGUGCGACACCAUAACAUCACGACAUGAUACCAAUCAGCCACCAUAGUUAUCUCCCUUUUAUUAUCGAAGAUAAUAGAAUUUCAACUGUCUGCUUCGGGAUAUAUUGUAGGUGGCAGACUGUUGAAAUUCUGUCGUUAUCAUAUAUGGCUACAUGAACAUGUGGGUGUAUAAAAAUAAAUCUGUUUAAAAUUAAA
Molecule: messenger RNA, 2112 nt
Organism: Patella vulgata (common limpet)
Lineage: Eukaryota; Metazoa; Mollusca; Gastropoda; Patellidae
Product: PI-PLC X domain-containing protein 2
Exons: 3
Coding region: 182-1096 (304 amino acids)
Biological process (GO): lipid metabolic process
Molecular function (GO): phosphoric diester hydrolase activity
Source: RefSeq, a predicted model, not a curated record